AUGGAAGGAAAACCGGAAAAGCGGGACUGGACCAAACGAGGCUGGAGCUGCCCUGUGGUUUCAAUGGCAGCGUGGAAAGGACGCGUCCGCCUCUGCCCCUUCCCCGCUUCAGGGCUGGAUGGUGGGUCGUCUCCACCUUUGAUUCCUUGCUGGCUGCAGGCUGUGCAGGGAGUGAACGUGACCAAGCGAGGCAGGUGUCCGGAGGGUGCGCAGAACCGGGGGGCCAGCAGCUGGAGUCUAAAUCUUUCCGGAGGGACGAUUUGGGCAUCCGACAAUCGGCAGGGCCAUGCAGCCACUCCCCGCAAAGUGCGGCACGGUGCGGCGCUGCGCAGGUUUCCUCGCUGGGAAAGCUGGAGCGGGAAGACAUUCCUGAGCGCGGCGGUGACGGCUUCAGGGGGGCCAGUCUCCUCACUCAUCUCAAGCUCUGAGCGGCAAGGAGAGACCCUCCAACCCGCAGCUCGGGGACUCCGCAGCGGCUCUCAGCAGGGUGGCGGCCCCCUCGGGGUGACUUGGUUAAAAGCCCAGGGCACGGUUUCUCCUGGCUUCUGCGGGCACACACUGGCCUCAUCACCUGUUGGAGCCCUGCUGGGACCCCGCAUCAGCAGGGCAACGCCUUUCUCUCCUCUAAAUGGCACGCGAUCAGGAGCACAGUUAGAUGGGGCCAGAGGGCCUGUGCUGGCCAACGGGCUAACAGCAGAAGAAAAAGAGCCUCAGUUCCAGGGUGAAGCAUUCAAGAGCCAGCGGCAGAGGCUCCAGAUGGUGCAGUUACAAACGGGCAGAGCCUCCAGCAGCUGGGUCCUGUGGGAUGAGGAGGAGUGGCCCCUGCUUGGCUGA
Molecule: messenger RNA, 834 nt
Organism: Rangifer tarandus platyrhynchus (Svalbard reindeer)
Lineage: Eukaryota; Metazoa; Chordata; Mammalia; Artiodactyla; Cervidae
Source: the annotation of a GenBank genome assembly